AUGAAUGGCCUACCAGGAUACUAUGGGCAGCCUUAUCCAAUCGUGGAUAUGCAGUCCAUGGAAGGUUACAAUCAAGAUGGCAACAUGGACGCUGUUGACCCUUCCACCAUAGACCUGGAUAUGGUGGGUCAGCCACAGAGUCUUCACCAGAUCAUCAGUCAGAACAAUGCACAAUUGAUGCGCCGGCGCGCCUUCGAAUCCGACUUUCCACAGACCAGCCGUGACCACACUCGAAGAGCGUCCAUGCAUGAAUUUGGGUCUUCUACCAACACUGACAUUGCCAAUUUUCAAUUCGACCCAAAUCCCAAUGAACUAAACCCCUCCAUACCCACAUCCAUCGCUGGUGUGCCUUCAGCAGACAUGACAUACCAACAAAAAUCUCUCGAUUCCCUCAGAGGUCGGCUUCACGAAGACUUGUCUUUGGACACUCGUUUUUCCCAGAUGAAUACUCGUUUCGGGGACAUGUCGGCGGCUAACACCUAUUCGCCAGCCAUGAUGUCCAACGAACCUUCUCCCGCCUACAUACCCCAAGCCCUAGAUUCCAGGGUGGAUUACGAUGCCAUGGCGCAAAACACAAUUCCAGCCCGAAUGGGCGCAAACUCGAUACCGGGUCCGAUGUACACAGCCUCGCCCAUCGCCCCAAGUUUUCCCGUGUCUUAUCUGCCACCAAAUACCGGAACUGCAAACAACCAGAGGCACGCAUCAGUCGUAGGCGUGGAUGACAUGGUCCCAACCACCAUGUCGCAAAACUUCGUAAAUCCACAAAUUCCGCUUCAGAUGCAAAGCGCGAUUUCUCACUCCGUGCCCGCGACAUCCGCUCCAGGUUCAUCGAUGCCUUCACCAUUACACACGCAAAGAGCCCCAGCGAGACGACAGUCUCUCGGCAUGCCAUCCCGAAUGCAAUCACAACCGACUUCCAGUGGAGCCAAUUCCAUCAACCCUGCGGCUCAGAGUAUUGAUCAGAGUUUGACAGCAUUCGGACCUCCCGGACCGCCCUCAAAAUAUGCCAAUGCCUAUUCUUCCAGCGGUUUUGACAUGCUCGGCGUCCUCAUGAGGGUUGCGACCAGGCAAAAACCCGAGAUCAAUAUCGGCCCGGUAGACCUCUCCUGUGCGUUUGUCGUUUGUGACAUCGAGAAGCACGACUUACCCAUCGUGUAUUGCUCGGAAAUGUUUGAGCGCCUUACUGGCUACACGAAACAUGAGAUUCUCGGACGGAAUUGUCGAUUCCUACAAGCCCCUGACGGUAAGGUACAGCCGGGAGUGAAACGGAAAUAUGUCGACGAUGGGUCGGUGCUCUAUCUAAAAAACCAAAUCAGCAAGAGACGAGAGGCCCAACUGAGUCUGAUCAAUUAUCGAAAAGGUGGACAGCCAUUCAUGAAUCUGCUUACGAUGAUACCAAUUCCUUUCGACUCGGAUGAUUUCAAGUAUUACGUUGGCUUUCAGGUUGACUUGGUUGAGCAACCUAGUUCCGUUUCAGGGAGAAAUCCUGACGGAAGCUAUGCCAUCAACUAUAACCGUAGCUCACUUCCCGCAUACGCUCUGCCGCCAACUCCAGAUACAACGCAGGCCAUCCAAGAGAUGGGUCAAACGAUUCCGCGAGACGAAGUCUCACAUGUUUUGACCACAGUGGGCCGUGGAGAGACCGAACUCUCGCGACGCCUCUGGGAUAAAAUCCUACUGGAGAAUACUGACGACGUGGUGCAUGUUUUGUCUCUGAAGGGCUUGUUUUUGUAUCUCUCACCCGCCUGCCGCAAAGUUCUCGAGUAUGAUGCGAACGAACUUAUCGGCAUGGCCUUGUCAUCCGUCUGUCAUCCCAGCGACAUUGUCCCCGUCACUCGCGAAUUGAAAGAUGCCUCUAGCUCCGCCAUGGUCAACGUCGUCUAUAGAAUUCGUCGAAAACACAGUGGCUAUACCUGGUUCGAAGCUCAUGGUUCCUUGCACACCGAACAAGGCAAAGGUCGAAAGUGCCUGAUUCUCGUCGGUCGCGAACGACCAGUCUAUGUGUUGGACCGGACGGAAUUGGCAUCUGAAGGAAGUCUGGGUGAAAGUGAGCUCUGGACGAAGAUUUCGACGGCGGGAUUGUUUUUGCACGUUUCUUCCACAUCGCGAGUCUUGUUGGACCGUUUGCCAGAAGAUCUCGUUGGGACGAGCAUGCAAGCUUUGAUGAGACCUGACUCUAGACCAGCAUUCAUGAAUUUGCUGGAAAUUGCUCGAUCAGGACAGAAGGCUACUUGCAAACACGAUCUUCAGAACCGACGCGGACAAGUUCUACACGCACAAACAACCAUCUACCCAGGCGAUGCGCGACCGGGAUUCAAACCGACAUUUCUCCUCGCUCAGACGCGACUGCUAAAGAUGACACGAGCUGCCUUGUUGAACCACAAAUCAACUUCUUCCACUGCCCUAUCUCCACGCACGGAUCAUGCUUCAGUUGGGUCAGGUACUCCAGCAACGCACGUGUCGGGUCCCUCUACACUCAACAGGGCGCAGAAAUCGAAUACUACCAUCUCCACCACCUCGAGCUUUGCAAAUCCCAACCCUGCAGUAACGAAUGCCGGGACUUACGGACUCAGUAUUGGUAACCAAGACGAAGCAUUGGCAGCUGAUGAAAACAUUUUCGACGAACUGAAAACGACGCGAAGCACGAGUUGGCAAUUCGAACUCAGGCAGAUGGAGCGACAGAACCGAGUACUGGCUGAAGAGCUCCAGGCGUUACUUGGCAGGAAAAAGAAGCGCAAAAGGAGAAAGGGGCUCGGACAGCUCGAAAAGGACUGUGCGAACUGUCAUACACGCGUAACUCCGGAAUGGCGUCGAGGACCAAGCGGAAAUCGCGACUUGUGCAACAGUUGUGGACUUCGUUGGGCAAAACAGGUGAGUAGUGCCAUUCACAAUCCUUCCCCACGCCCUGUUGGCAACAAGGCUGAUGUGACUGUCCAUCUUCAGAAUGGCCGUGUUUCACCCAGGAAAUAUUCGGGCAUGAGUGAUAAGAGCUCUACCUCACCAGCUUACAGCACCCAAGUCCCUGCAUCCAACGGUGAUGAACGCGCUGGCGCCCAGUCGGGGAGGAAUGACGGAACUGGUCGGGGAGGAAGUGUCCCAACACUGAUUAAACAACAGAGCACUAGCAGCAACGGUGCUAAUGAUUCAUGGCGAGGUUCUCAUCCACCCAAGAUCGAAGAGGCUCCUAAUGAAGCGAACGUGCUACCUACUUAG
Messenger RNA from Exophiala bonariae, 3213 nucleotides. RefSeq lists its product as uncharacterized. Gene Ontology annotation, molecular function: protein binding; sequence-specific DNA binding; zinc ion binding. NCBI's taxonomy places the organism in Eukaryota, Fungi, Ascomycota, Eurotiomycetes, Chaetothyriales, Herpotrichiellaceae. Gene Ontology annotation, cellular component: nucleus. Gene Ontology annotation, biological process: regulation of DNA-templated transcription. The coding region runs from base 1 to 3213 and encodes 1070 amino acids. The record is from RefSeq and is a predicted model, not a curated record. The transcript has 4 exons.